AUGUUCUCCAGCGAGGUGUGGAACUCUUCAGAGAUGUUGCUGAAUGAUUCUGCAAGGAACUUGUCUUUGGAGGAGGUGGAAGAAGGCGAGCACCCUUUCUUGACAGAUGCCUGGCUGGUGCCACUCUUCUUCUCACUCAUCAUGCUGGUGGGACUUGUAGGGAACUCACUGGUUAUAUAUGUAAUCUCAAAGCAUAGGCAGAUGAGGACCGCCACCAACUUCUACAUCGCUAACCUGGCUACCACAGAUAUCAUCUUCCUGGUGUGUUGUGUGCCAUUCACGGCUACCCUCUACCCUCUCCCUGGGUGGAUCUUUGGUGACUUCAUGUGCAAAUUUGUUGCUUUUCUUCAGCAGGUGACAGUCCAGGCCACGUGUAUUACACUGACGGCAAUGAGUGGGGAUCGUUGCUACGUGACUGUGUAUCCUUUAAAGUCUCUACGUCAUCGCACUUCACGGGUUGCCAUGAUUGUAAGCAUCUGCAUCUGGAUCGGCUCUUUCAUUCUGUCCACCCCAAUUUUAAUGUAUCAGAGGCUUGAGGAUGGCUACUGGUAUGGACCAAGACAAUACUGCAUGGAGCGCUUUCCCUCAAAGACACAUGAAAGAGCCUUCAUUCUGUACCAGUUCAUAGCUGUCUAUUUGCUCCCUGUUCUAACCAUAUCAUUCUGCUAUUCCUUCAUGUUGAAGAGAGUGGGCCAGCCAACUGUGGAGCCUGUUGAUAAUAACCAUCAGGUCCACCUGCUCUCAGAGAGAACCAUUUCCAUCAGGAGUAAGGUUUCCAAAAUGGUGGUGGUCAUCGUGGUGCUCUUCACCAUCUGCUGGGGUCCCAUUCAAAUCUUUGUCCUCUUUCAGUCUUUCUACCCCAAUUUUAAGGUCAAUUAUGCCACGUAUAAGAUCAAGACCUGGGCCAACUGCAUGUCGUAUGCCAACUCGUCGAUCAACCCCAUCGUGUAUGGCUUUAUGGGUGCCAGCUUCCGAAAGUCCUUCAGGAAAACAUUCCCCUUCCUCUUCAGACAUGCAGUGAGGGACAGCAGCGUAACCUCCCGUACAGCAAACGCAGAAAUCAAAUUUGUUGCAACAGAUGAGAGCAACACAGAAAGGAAAUGAGCAGCAGGCAGCAAAGAGAAUAAGCACCUUCAUCUGCACAUAGCCAAAUGCUGAAUUGCUGGUACAUCCUGCACCGAAACAAACAGAUGAAUUUGGAAAUUAAAUGAUUUCUUCAGGGAAAUCCAGUGUGUAUAAUAAGGAGAUGACAUGAAAAAGCACAUUUGCAUGCUAAUUCUUUGAUGCAGCUUAACCUUUAUUAUACUUAAGUGUGGCACACAACCAACAACAUGAAAUAAGAGUUAAUACUACAUACUAGCAGUAACAUGAAUGGGAUGUAAAUCAGAGAGGCCAACAUCUUUGCUGAAUGAAUAAAUGUUCUGCCAACAGUGAUAUGCAGGAACCUGUCAGAGAGGAUGUUAACGCCAAUGAUCCUCAUGACUCACUGAGUUGGACACAUACGUUGGUCCUGCACCUCCCUGUGUACACACACUGCUACCUAAUAUAACCCUGUACAUUUUUAUCAUAUUGGGUGGUACCGAUGUUCUUGGUUUGACUCCUGACUCAACCAGAAGUGUUCGUACUUUGACAGCGAGUCUAAACACAUUCAGAGCAUGCUGUAUUGUUAUGUUGGCAAUGCUUUUACUCUGUACAGUUAGUACAGUUAUUAAGGAUGUUAAAUUGCUUUGUAGAUGGACCCACAGCCUAAUCAGAGAAGGAUCAAUGGUGUAUAAAUGCUCUCGUGUGAACAAUGAGCCUUCUGUGACCUUCUGGUUCAAUCUGAAUAGAUUUUCCAUCAUCGUGAUACAAUCACUGGAACACAACACACAACAAAAUA
Messenger RNA from Neoarius graeffei (lesser salmon catfish), 1879 nucleotides. RefSeq names its product KISS1 receptor a (gene kiss1ra). Bases 1 to 1104 code for a protein of 367 amino acids. Lineage: Eukaryota; Metazoa; Chordata; Actinopteri; Siluriformes; Ariidae. Gene Ontology annotation, cellular component: membrane. The record is from RefSeq and is a predicted model, not a curated record. Gene Ontology annotation, molecular function: G protein-coupled peptide receptor activity. The transcript is spliced from 5 exons. Gene Ontology annotation, biological process: neuropeptide signaling pathway.